Homarus americanus (American lobster) is the source of this 10697-nucleotide messenger RNA. Its product is annotated as neuroglian-like. Gene Ontology annotation, biological process: dendrite self-avoidance; axon guidance; homophilic cell-cell adhesion. The transcript has 38 exons. Lineage: Eukaryota; Metazoa; Arthropoda; Malacostraca; Decapoda; Nephropidae. The record is from RefSeq and is a predicted model, not a curated record. Gene Ontology annotation, cellular component: plasma membrane; axon. Gene Ontology annotation, molecular function: cell-cell adhesion mediator activity. Bases 630 to 7346 code for a protein of 2238 amino acids.
GACAGUUGUGCCGCCAGUGCCAUCCUGGACGCCGUCGUGCAUCUACCACGCUCACUGCCGCCGCCGCGCUACACCGCCCUCUCACUCACUCUUCCAACCCUCACAUUUUCGUGUCCCACUAACCAUUUUCUUGCUCGCAAAUAAUUCCCACUACCAUGGUCGUAACUGUAUAUAAAACUUGCAUGACAAACAGAAAGGGAGAACCGUGUGUUUUUUGUGAUUAAGUGAUGAAGUGCCUUUUAACUGUCUGAUUUUAUAUACCUAGCAAAGGCAACAAUACUGUUGCUCUUAUGGGUACAAGAAUCCCACAUGACAUCCCGCGUGUCUGUUGUAUGGUGACGUGUAGGUCAAUGUUGUGGGUGUGAGUAUUGCAGAUGAAUAAGGCUCCUGCCGCGACGCUACUGCCAGGGGGGAGACUAGCGUAACGCUUCACGAAGAGACCUCUUCCAGUGUCUCGACAAGGGUACCAGACAGAGAUCCAAGGUGGCAAGGUGAUAGGCCUGCAACAGCGUCCCGUCCAACACUGUUGCCUUCCUCUACUAUGAGACGGACGGAUCUACAGGUCUGAGGAUGGAAGACGUUUACUCUACAAAAGGCUCUUGAGAAGCUGUACAACGGCAGUGAAUCAAAUGUGUGAGUGUGUCAUCAAACAAACAACCUGCCGAUCACUGAUGGACAUCAAUAAGGUGGCCAGGGACGUCAUGAUGAGUCUUCCGCGUCGAAAGAUGCCGGCGUGGGUGACGGUGGCGCUACUGUGGUGUGUGGCACCACUCACCAUGGCUGCAGUGGCACCUUUGGAUAUAGAAGUGACUAUACCGCCACUACUGGAGACACAGCCAUCCAGGAGCGAGGUGUUGUUCACUGUCAACCAUGACCCGGACCAGCCACCCGAACCCUUCACUCUUCCCUGCCGCGCUGACGCUCUUCCUGCCCCAAGUUAUUCCUGGCUGAAGAACGGCGAAAAUUUCGACCUAGAUGACGACGAAGAAGAUAAAGAACGAGUGACUAUGGUGGAGGGGGAGGGCAGCCUUGUGUUCCACGACCCACGACCCGAGGAUGAAGGAAACUACCAAUGUGUGGCGGAGAACUCUGUGGGUGUGGCUUACAGUGAGGUCACUCCAGUGCGUCGUGCAGUAAUGGGCAAUUUCCCCAAGGCUGAACCCCGGGUAGUGACGGCCACGCUGGGUCAGUCUCUUAGUCUGCCCUGCACGCCGCCUGAGGGGUACCCAGAGCCCUCCCUCCACUGGGUGCUUCAGACGUCAGACGGUGGACUGCGUAGCUUGAACUCCCCUCGCCUGACGGUCGACGAGAAAGGUACUCUCUGGUUCAGCUACGUCGUCCCAGAGGACGCCUCAGAAGAUGCUCUCUAUGCCUGUGCUGCGUCGUCUGUCACCAGCAGUACCCAGAUGUAUCUGGUGAAGGACGAAGAGGGCCGACUGGAGAUGGUGGAGGAGGAGCCGUCCGAAGAGGUCUUCACAACCAUCAAUCUACAGACUGAGUACCGGAUGGGAAACUGGGUGUACCUGAAUGUAAGUUAUCCGGGCGACGACAAAACCACCCUGCCCGAGGACAGCCAACCACCCGUCCAGCAGUACGUCAGCGAGAGCCAAGUUACAGCGCUCGAGGGAGAUGACAUCAAACUAUACUGCAUCUAUGGUGGAUACCCGGUGCCGGAGGUGAGGUGGUGGCGUGAGAGUCGUGGCGACGUGGAGAGCGACAAGUUGGACCACUACGGGAAAGUACUGGUGCUGGAAGACCUUGAGGAGGUGGACAUGGGUUCCUACUACUGUCAAGCCACCAAUGAGGCUGGCGAGAGUGAUACGCAGCACUUUACAGUUUACGUUGAAGCUGCUCCUGAGUUCGUGGUUGAACCCGGGGUGAUCAACUCGCCUCAGGGCGCGACGGCCGUCUUCAACUGCGAGGCCAGUGGCGACCCCAAACCGACCAUCACCUGGACCAAGAACGGCCAAUUACUCGACACCCACGAGACUACGGUGGUGUUCGACACGCUAGAGUCCAGCAUGAAAGCUGCCAUCGCUUGCAACGCUUCCAACGAACAUGGUUACGUGUAUAAGAGUGUCUACCUCAAUGUUUUGUCUCUUCCUCCGGAGUGGUUAACGGAGCCGGCGGACCUGGCAGUGCUGGAAGGCGGGGCCGCCACCCUGGAGUGCGAGGCUUAUGGCUCUCCCGACCCCAACAUGACCUGGGCCAAGAUGGAGGGUGAUGAGAAGGUUAUCAUUGACGAUGGGGACCCUCGCUAUGACGUCGAAGACAACAAGUUGAUAAUAAAAUCUGUAGACGAGGACACCGAGGGUCAGUAUAUCUGCAUUGCUACCAACAAGUUCGCGUCGUUGAAUUCAGUUGCAGAGAUUGUGAUGCGAGAGAAAACGGGGGCUGAGGCCAGCCUAUCGAGUGACAGAGUCGAGGCAAAUGAUCACGUCUCACUCAACUGCCUCGUCAAGAUCGACUCACACCUUAAGCCCGAAGUCACCUGGUUCAAGGACGAUGUCAAAAUAAACCUUAAAGAUGAUAAUUACCGUCUUGGACGGAGCGAAUUCCCUGACAAUAAAAUUGAUGAUGGUGAUGAGGAUGACGACGAAGACGGGAGAGAGGAGGAGACGUGGGUGUUGGAGAUCAUGAAGGUCCAUGGCCACGACUCUGGUGUGUAUACCUGCAGUGUUCACACUGAAGUUGACGACGCCUCAGAUAAUGUCAUUCUUACUGUCGAGGAUGUACCCAACUCGCCUCAUCUGAUGACGGCUCACUGUGAAGACCGGGAAGCUUUCCUCGAGUGGUCGUCAACAGGAGACAAUAACGCACCACUUCAAGGCUUUGUCAUCCAGUACGUCACACCAUUCCACCCUGAUGACUGGAAAGACGCCGAAAAUAAGAUUCCAGCUUCAUCAACAUCCUUCUCAUCUCGCUUCCAGACCAUCGCCCGUGUGGAUAUGAGCCCGGGACUGAACUACACCUUCCGUGUGCUGGCGUUCAACCGUGUAGGUAUGUCUGAUCCAAGUGAGGACACUGCCCAGUGCUUCCCGCCAGGACUCCCGCCUGACCACCACCCCUACAACGUCACUGUCACGGGCACAUCACCCGGCACGCUCGUCAUCUCCUGGCAGACCAUGGCACCUGAAGAACAUAAUGGGCCGGACUUUCACUAUAAAGUCCUCUGGCGAACUGAUGACGCUGAUGACGCCGACGAUGACGAAGAGAACGUCACCACAACUGAUGAAGUCGAAGGCGAGACCAAGACUGAGGACGAAGAAAAUGACGACGAUGGUUGGCACACAAUGAUCUUCGAUGACUGGGAAAAAAACCAGGUGGAGAUGACGGAGCUGCCGCCUUAUCUGGAGUAUGAAGUAGAAGUGGAGGCCCACAACGCCUACGGUGCCGCCCCACCGAGCCUCCUCACCUAUACCGGCCACUCCGGCCAGGACGAACCUGAAGACGAGCCUGACGACCUCAAGGUGCUUGAUGCUGACGCCACCGACGCCGUCCUUACAUGGACACCCGUUGACCAAGACUCUCUUAACGGCCUGCUUCUUGGCUACAAGAUUGAGUAUUGGGAAGACCAUGAUGGUGAUGAUGACGAUGAUGAACUUCACGAAGAAGUGUUGGCGACAGGAUCUGUAGGUCGCGCAGAGUUAAAGGGUCUCACACCCUUCAUGUCGUACCGGGCUAGAGUGAGUGCCGUCAAUUCCGCUUUCACAGGUCCUGCCAGCACCAUCGUUGCCUUCAAGACUGCCGAAGGAGAGUCCGGGCCUGUGUCGAACAUGGAGUCGAAGCAGCUGGGGGAUGACAGUCUACUCUUAAGCUGGGAAGCACCAGAGGAGCCACACGGUGUUGUGAGAGGCUACAAGGUGCAUUACUGUACAAUCAAUGGAGACGGGGAAGAAGGCCCAGUGACUAACUACAGUGAAACUCUGACUCCCAACUUAAACAUUGUUAAACUGACAGACUUGGAGAGUGGCGCCACCUACAGGGUUACUGUCGCUGCUAUCAAUGGGGCCGGGGAUGGCGAAGGGUUGUCGCUGGAUCAUGACAUGGAGGUAUUAGAUCCCCGUGUCCCCGCGGUGCCGGUGUUUACUUGGCUAGUACUCGAGGAGGAAGAUGAGGAGCAGCCCGGCACUGACAGAGACGGUGACGGUGACGUAGACGACAACGACGUUAGAAACAAAAACAUUAUUAUUGGUGACACUGAUGGCGAUGGUGACGUAGACGAAGAUGAUGUCCUAGAUACUGAUAAUGACGGAGAUAUUGAUGAAGAUGACAUAAAUGUUGCGGACAUCAACAAUGACGGUACUGUAGACGUGGAGGAUGUAAAAGCUGCUGACAGGGACAAUGAUGGGUUCGUGGACAUAGGUGACAUCGGCGAUGAGGAUGGAGAUGGUGACUUUGACGGAGCAGAUGUACUCGCCGCGGACGAGGACGGUGACGGUGAUAUCGACUCUUCAGAUGACGACGAAGAGGAUGUGCUUUUGGAGGACAGGGAUCAAGAUGGUGAUAUUGAUAAGGACGAUGUAGUGGACAUCAACCACGAUGGUAUUCUCGACGAGAAAGACUUUAGGGCCGCAGAUGUUGAUAACGAUGGAGAUGUUGAUGAAGACGAUGUGAAAGUCGCAGACAAAGAUGGAGACGGUGAUAUUGAUGGCGCUGACUUGACCGACUUGGACAAAGACGGGAGAGUAGACGGUGAUGACCUUGAGGUGGUGGACAUAGAUGGGGAUGGUGAUGUAGACUCCCGGGACUUCUCCUUAAAGACGGUCUUCCUUACUGAUGUUGAUAAUGAUGGUGAUGUCGAUUCAGACGAUGUUCUUGACAUCGAUAAAGAUGGUGAUGUAGACGAAGAUGAUCAUGCAAUCGCCGAUAUUGAUAAUGAUGGUGAUGUUGAUGCUGAUGACGUUAAAGCCGGUGAUAAAGAUGGUGACGGUGAUAUUGAUGCUGUAGAUAUUGGAGAUGAAGAUAAUGAUGGUGAUAUUGAUGGUCUUGAUGUUCUAAAAGCUGAUAAAGAUGGUGACGGAGACAUUGAUGCAAGUGAUGAUAAUGAAGAAGGUACACUCCUUGAAGACCGAGAUGGUGACGGUGACUUUGAUCGUGAAGAUGUUACCGAUUUAGAUGGUGAUGGUGAUAUUGAUAGUGAGGAUAUAGCCGCCGCAGAUGUAGAUGAUGAUGGUGAUGUUGAUAUGGAUGAUCUCAACAUCGCUGACAAAGAUGGUGAUGGUGAUGUUGACGAAGCUGACAUGGCCGACCUUGAUGGUGACGGCAAACUUGAUGGUGAUGACCUUGAAAUAAAUGAUCGUAAUGCUGAUGGUGUUAUUGAUGCCAAAGACUUCACCUUCAGGAACACUUUACUUGCUGAUACUGAUGGCGAUGGUGAUAUAGAUAGUGACGAUGUCCUCGAUAUUGAUGGUGACGGAGACAUUGAUGAAGAAGACAUUAAAGCCGCGGAUAUUGAUGAUGAUGGUGAUAUUGAUGGUGAUGAUGUAAAGCAGGGAGAUAAAGAUGGUGAUAAUGAUGUUGACUCCGCUGAUGUACAUGACAUUGAUGGUGAUGGUUUUAUCGAUGAAGACGAUCUUGAUGUUGAGGACAGGGAUGGUGAUGGUGAUGUUGAUGCCACUGACUUCGCUCUCCGCAAAGUAUUUCUUGGAGACACUGACGGCGAUGGAGACGUUGACAGAGAAGACGUUCUUGACACUGAUGGUGAUGGUGACAUUGAUGAUAAAGACUUUGAUGUUGCUGACAUCAAUAACGACGGUAAUGUAGAUAUGAAAGAUGUCGCUGCUGCUGACAGAGAUCACGAUGGAGACGUUGAUGAGGCUGACAUAGGAGAUGAAGAUAACGACGGAGACAUAGAUGGAAAUGAUGUGAUCGCUGCAGAUGAGGAUGGUGAUGGUGAUAUUGAUGCUGCAGAUGACGAUGGUGAAAGUAUCUUGCUCUCAGAUACUGAUGGUGAUGGUGACGUUGACCUGAACGAUGUAAUAGACCUCGAUGGUGACGGAGACAUCGACGAAGAUGAUAAUAAGGCCGCAGACAUUGACAAUGAUGGUGACGUUGAUGUUGACGACGUUAAAGCUGCAGAUAGAGACAAGGAUGGGGAUGUAGAUGCUGCAGACAUUGUUGACAUUAAUGAUGAUGGUCAUAUUGACGGUAGAGAUCUUGUGGGGUUAGAUAGAGAUAAUGACGGCGAUAUUGACUCGACGGACAUUGAGAAUUUGGACGUGUUCCUCAAAGACACUGAUGGUGAUGGUGAUGUAGACGAAGACGAUGUCCUUGACGUUGACCAUGACGGGGAUAUUGACGAAGAUGACAUUGCUGUGGCCGAUAUUAAUAACGAUGGUAACAUUGACUCAGACGAUGUUGUAGCUGGUGACCGAGACGGCGACAAUGAUGUUGAUUUUAAAGACAUCGGGGACGAAGAUGGAGAUGGUGACAUUGAUGGAAGUGAUGUCGUGAUUGCUGAUCGGGAUGGUGACGGCGACAUUGACGCUGCCGAUGAAGGUCGAGGAGUGGAAGUACGCGUCAACUGGACACCAGACUUGGAGGCUCACCCAGGGGUUGACUUCUAUGUUCAGAACAGGGUGAAGGGAACACAACACUGGAAGUCAUCCCCUGUGGAGCGUCAACACCUCUACCAGACCAUAUCAGGUCUUGAUCCUCGUCGAUCCUACGAGGUCAGGAUAGUGGCCAAGGACGGGCCCUACGAGACGCCCUCCGAUAUUAAGUACCUCGCAGCCACAGAAGCUAUGCCAACACCAGGAACAGUAGCUACUCCGACGUCUGGAAAAAUAGAGUGCCUAUAUCCUGGAGUAAACAAUUCUCCAACAUCUGAGGAGCUCUCCCAUCUUGAAUUUGUAAAGCCAAAAGUGAGCGAGAGUAUGGACAUGGAGCCUAACCCCAUCUUGUGGACGUGGUUCAUCAUCGCCGUCAUGGUCGCUGUUACUAUGAUCUGCAUAGUCUUCUUCUCCAUGUGGGUCUACAGCCAGCGCAUUGCGCGGGUAAGGGAGCUACGGGCAGCGCUAUAUGAAGGCUAUGAACCAUCAGAGCCAGAGCCUAUCAAAAAAGAAGCUGAUGUAGAGGCCGCCAAGCCAGCACCCGAAGAAGCCGUCGAGGAGGAGAUGACUGCCAAUUACCAGCGGAAAGAGAACAGGAAGUCUUGGUAUCACGUACAACUGGCAGCUAUGAUGAAGCGGCAGGAGACUGUACAGAGUGUUGACUCUUUCGCAUCCCACGAUGAUGACUUCGCAGAAUAUGGCGAUGAGAGCAUGGCUAUCGACCUGCUCAGUUCGGUAUCGCUGGUAACGAACCCGAGACAUCAAAGGCCUCCUCCAGCGCCGCGCACCUGAACUCUCUCGCCAGGUCGCUUCACUGAUGACGGCUCACUAAUAUAUCAGAAGGUGUGAGGUGGCAGUCACCAUCCCUGGUCAUCUCCCGGCACUAUCAUCUGGCUGGUGAAGUGAAGGCCGUCGUCACACCCGCCUGGAGACCAGAGGCCCACCACAACUGCCUUGUCACCACUACUCCCUCAUAACUUCAACCUUGUCACCUUCGUCACCACCUUCACCACGUCACAAGCCAUAAUCCGCUCCUCGUGGCUUGGCAUGUGCAGAUUGUGCUUCAUUGGGCUUCCUUUUAUUUUGACAUUCGCCUUUACCAUUUUGUAAGACAACUGUGUACAUUGUUCUUUGGUCGUAAUAUAAUACAAAAGUAUAAGUAUAGUAAUAUAAAAUUUGUGAAUGUAUGAAACGACACUAGAUAUGUAUUUUGUAGUGUGUAUCAGUAAUGUGUUGCGUAGUGGCAUCCACACGUGCAAAGUGUGCAUUUUUGUGGUAAUCUAAGAAACAUACCCGGAAUAGCUGUUGACGCGGCGAGGACAGACCAAACAGAUGUUGUGAAAUGGAGAUUUUUUCUUAAUUUUCUGCAUAUGAAUAAUGACGUCAUAUACUGUAAACACACUACUGAUAUAGAAGCGCAGGAUCAUACGUUUCAUUUAGUUCAUCUGGAGAUAUCACAAUAGGAGAGUCAUAAUGUCUGUAAUAUAGACCUGUCCCACUCGGUAAAGUUAAGGAUCUAACCAUUAGCAACACCCAGCCUCUUACCCUGUACUCAUUCAGUUAGUGCAGGUAACAACACAUCCCCAGACAGUCAGCUAGAUGUGUCCGGGUUAUUGACCCACAUACUUCUGUAGCUGAACUUGGGCAACGCCGGUACGUAUUCAAUUACCUUCCUCUGGACCACACUGUCAGAUAUUCAGUUGGAUGCUCUUGGGCCACACUCUCAAGAGGAUUAGUUCACUAAGUCCGGACCACACUCCGGGCUCAGUGGUAAAGUGCUUACAGCAAGAGAUGAUACUUGUUUUGGGUGAACUUGACCCAGCAAGCUCGUGCCACGUUCAUUCUCUUACUUCACCGACGUCACCUCCAUAGACCUUUAUUUUCCAACGUCAUUGUCCGUUACUUUCGUCCUCAGAUUUACAUAUGUAUCUUUUUGAAGUAAUACCUCAAUAUUUUUGUGUUCUUUUAUUACUUUAGGUUAAAAUGUGUUAUAGGGAAGUACCAGGUCAAUAAUUGUGUGAACCUAUUAUGACAACAAUGAUACAAAGAAAGAUCCUCUCAAGGAAAUUCUGUAAACAUCUUCGUGAUAAAUGUUCCUUGCCCCAGACAAACCUGUAUUACCUGAUUUUGUAGUUAUCUCGUGCUAGAUUUUAUGUGUUGUUAUCGCAUACAUUACAGCCACAAUGCUCUUCGAUAUCAUACAAUUUCAACCGUAAAUUAUAAAACUUUUAUAACUAUGUACGUGUUUCAGAAGCUCCAAGUACUCACAGUGGAUCUUCAGUAUUAUCAGUCCCCUAAUUUAACACGCCCAAACCUUGGCUGUUUCUCUGAUACAAGAAUCUUUAUAUUCCUUAAUUGCUUUAUACACAAAGCAUCAACAAUGUACUGUAAAGAAACAAAUUGAAAUUUUUCUUGUUAGAAAGUAAAUGAUGAAUACUUUUGCUACUACAUUUUUAUCAAAUAAAAAAGACUCCUUCUAUUUUGAAAAGUUAUUCAUGUCUUCUCAGUUGUUUCUAGAUGGUGAAUCGCGUUAUUUAGGAACAGGAAAAUUAGGAUUGGUUACAUUAGUGUAGUGCCUUGUUGUGCGCCACUACAGUUACGAGAAGAAAGUAGUAUAAAAUAACAUGUGACACAUUUCCUACUUAAACUUUCACUGUUCGUCCUCUUGUUAAUAUUUCUGGCCAUGAGCUACCAAUAAGGUACUCAAGUUGGAUUCUAUAAAUGCUUUUCCGUAAAAUUAUAAAUGACUCGAGUUUUCAUUGUUUUUCAACAAAAAUAUAUUAAUGUAUAUUUGUCUUUAUUUGACGUCGUCACACUUGUAAUUUAUUAAUUAACGUGAAUCAAAAGAUGGCUUAGCACAACUAAACAUCAGCUAGUGCUGGAUAUGCUUUUAAAAAUAUAUUCCUAAACAUAUACUGUACUGGCGAAUAGUCAUGGUCUUAAACUCGAGCUAACAAGUAGACGCUUUUGGGUCUCGUCUAUUACUUAUAAUAUCACUCUUUGGUAUUCUUAAAUCUGUAUCGUUAGGCAGCCAUGGUUGUAGAUCACUGUGGUGGCAAACACUUCUUUUUGCCAUCAUUUGUAUUGACUCGUAUAUUAAUGGGAAAAUGGUUUCAGUCUUCCUGAAAUCUUCAUCACAUAUGGAGUUUGUAUAUAAAAUUGCUUACAAAUCUGAGAUAGCCACAGGCGUCUCUCGGUUUUUGCAAACUGUUUUCCGAAAAAAGUGUGAAUAAGUGAUACAGUAGUGUAGUGUAAUGUCAAGUAAUUGGUGUUUCCGAAUCGAUUGCUAUUUCUUCUCAAGGUCAUUACUGAAGGUUGCAUGCCAAUCCAUUGCUAAUGAAUAAUAUGUAUUACCCUCGGUUGAUGUGUUCCCAAAUGGCAAGUCUGCAUUUUCUUUUCAUAGACUAACGGUGUUACCAAAUUAUGUCGUGAGACGAAAAAAAAAUCUGAAUCGUUUUAGUGUACCAUGCUAAAUUAUCCCUGUGCUCUAGUUUACUGAACUUAUGGCUAUACUCGCUGUUAAUACAAUCUUUGUUCUAUUAAGUGUAAAUUCUUAAGAAAGGAAGUUGCACGUGUAUUAUAAUAAUUCAAUUAGUGUCUCGGAUACUAGUUCGUCACUUCAUGCGUGAUAAUCUUACAUUUGAUUGUGUAAUUGUUGAGAAGUUUACUAUAGUUGCAGUGCAUAAUUUGGUCAAUAAUGCAUAUGCGGAAAUGUGGAUGUGCGAAGAAAGACUUUUAUUUCUGGGUAUUAAAUUUGUUAUUGAUAAUAAUGUUGUGAGGUUGUGCAUAGGAAAGGAAUAUACUUGUAACCGAAUUGAAAAAUAGCACGAAUUUAUAUACUUGAAUUUAUAUUCAAGAAAAGAAAUAUUUUGUCUGGUAAGUAAAAAUGCAUGCCGAUAUUUAAGCCUACACGGAUAUGUGUAAGCGAGAAUAUGACAUUAAUUUUAAUUGCUCUUGAGGUUUGAGCAUGUCAUCAAUACAACGUAGGGGGGAGGAGUGUGGGAGUGUGUACGUCUGUCUACCGUAUAAACAGCUAAUGUUAACUGUAUACCGUGAGAGGUGUAGAGUCGGUGUACACUCCCACACUUUAUCUCUUCCUUGAUUAUCUUCUAUGUUCAUUUUCAAUAAAGUGUUAUGUUACAA